This is a messenger RNA of Olea europaea var. sylvestris, 995 nucleotides long. Its product is annotated as expansin-A10-like. The transcript is spliced from 3 exons. Gene Ontology annotation, cellular component: extracellular region. Bases 43 to 882 code for a protein of 279 amino acids. NCBI's taxonomy places the organism in Eukaryota, Viridiplantae, Streptophyta, Magnoliopsida, Lamiales, Oleaceae. Gene Ontology annotation, biological process: plant-type cell wall organization. The record is from RefSeq and is a predicted model, not a curated record.
UUAAGUCACCCGCUGGACCCUACCCUAGCGUGUUCACAUAAAAUGAUUAGCAAAGCACAAUACAUUCAUUUUCUUGUAUUGGUUUUAUCUUUCCAUAACACAUACGGGUACGGUGGCAGCGCCUAUGGCGGUUGGCAAAAAGCCCAUGCAACAUUUUACGGAGGCUCCGAUGCUUCUGGAACAAUGAUACGUGGGGCGUGUGGAUAUGGUAAUUUGUACAGCCAAGGUUAUGGGACUAAUACUUCUGCAUUGAGCACUGCCCUUUUCAACAAUGGGCUGAGCUGUGGUGCGUGCUACGAAAUGAGGUGCAACGACGACCCCAAAUGGUGUCUUCCGGGGACGAUAACCAUCACCGCCACCAAUUUCUGCUCACCAAACUAUGCAUUAGCUAAUAACAACGGCGGCUGGUGCAAUCCACCUCUUCAACACUUCGAUCUGGCUCAGCCUGCAUUCUUGAAAAUUGCACUGUACCAUGCUGGUAUAGUUCCUGUGGCCUAUAGAAGGAUUCCAUGUGUGAAGAAAGGAGGAAUGAGGUUCACAAUCAAUGGCCAUUCUUACUUCAACUUGGUGUUGAUAACAAACGUAGGUGGAGUAGGAGAUGUGCAUGCAGUAUGGAUCAAAGGGUCAAGCACUGGUUGGCAACAGUUGUCAAGAAAUUGGGGCCAAAAUUGGCAGAGCAAUUCAUACCUAAACGGCCAAAGUCUUUCUUUUAGAGUAACAGCCAGUGAUGGCCACACAGUUACCAGCCACAACAUUGUACCAGCAGGCUGGCCGUUUGGACAGACUUUUGAAGGAGGCCAAUUUUUAACAAGUCCUAGGAAACAAUAUUUGUCUCUCAUUAACCGUGUUUCCACAUAUUGGCAAAAGGUAAUGCAGCCGUAAGGCUUUUACAUUCAAGAAGUUCUAAAUUCCUAUAUAUAAAUGUAUACCGUGUGUAUAAUGUUUUCUUACAAAGUACUAAAAUGUACUAGAAAAUAUAAAAAUAAAAUUUUAUC